CCGAUGACUCAGGACACACAGCAGGAAGACACACCGAUGACUCAAGACACACAGCAAGAAGACACACAUCAGGAAACCCAGCCUGGAGAAAAAGAACCCGAGAAAGAUUCCCAAGGUGAUAAGGGUCGUGAUGAUGAUACUGAUAUGGUUCAGCCACAGCCUAAGAAACACAGAGGACCAACGAAGAUGAAAGAUAUUGCUAGAGAUCCUAGUGCACGCAUAAGAGUUGAUUUCACAGAGCUUGGAGAACCCUGUGGAGAAGGAUCAGUUAAGCUGUCUUCUUACUUAGGUCCCUUGGUAAGGGAACAUGUUCCUGUGGUCAUAGAUGAUUGGAGAAAAAUUGGUGAGGACCGGAAGACUGUUCUAUGGAAAUCUGUUAAGCUACGGUUUGAACUGGAUGGAGAGUACGAGAAAGCGGCUGUUAUGAAACAGAUGGGAUGCAUAUGGAGGGCCUCUAAAUCACGCUUGGUUAAUCAGAUUAUUAAAGCUGAUAACCACGCAGAGCGUUUGAAGUUGCGGCCAGACAAUAUUCCGCUGUCAGAGUGGAGGAAGUUUGUGAAAGAGAAGACUAGUAAAGAGUUCAAGGUAUGAAAUUGUACUUAGUUUCAUUUUUAAUUUCAGCAUUUUAACACUUCUAUAUAGGCUGUCAGCGAUUCAUACAAGGAAAGAAGACGUAAGCAGAUUCCUCACACAUGUAGCCGUAAAGGAAUGGUUAGAUUGGCAGAAGAUUUA
Raphanus sativus (radish) is the source of this 732-nucleotide messenger RNA. RefSeq lists its product as uncharacterized. Bases 4 to 591 code for a protein of 195 amino acids. Lineage: Eukaryota; Viridiplantae; Streptophyta; Magnoliopsida; Brassicales; Brassicaceae. The record is from RefSeq and is a predicted model, not a curated record. The transcript has 2 exons.